AUGUAUACGAAAGUCAUCGAUGACUUGUAUUUGAUGUGGGCGAUCGAACUAGGGAUGAGAAAUGUCACCAUACCAGCCAAUAUCCUUGACGUCGCCUACAGCUCCCAUGUGUGGAGUGAAAUUUGUCUUUUGAUGUCCUGGUGUUCUUUCAGUGCCGUCAAAUUGAGCUUCAUGGUUUUCUUCAAGAAGCUGAUUAAUCGGAUGAAGACCUGGCAGAUCUACUGGUGGGUCGUCUUCACCUACACGGUCUGUGUUCUGAUCUACGGAUCCUUGGUCUUCUUCAUCAGCUGUCCCUACUUUUACAGCCCAAAAGAAAACACAUGUACUGUGGGGAGACAUAAGGACAUGAUUGUGCAAGAGUCGAUCUCGCUUGCAGUUCUCGAUGUGGUUGGCGACGCUCUGAUUCUGGCCAUUCCAAUCAAUGUCAUCUGGAAGAUUCGAGCCCGUUGGGUACAAAAGAUCUUCCUCAUCUUAUCCCUAUGCUUGACUGUCAUCAUGAUCAUACUUUCAAUUGUUAGAGUAUCUGGACUCGUGUACCACGGCAUGAUUGAUACCGUUUGGGAGACCUAUUGGCAAUUCUUAAGUGCCGAGGUUGGCGUGUUCCUCGCCUCCGCCGUCUCAUUCCGUUCUCUGUUUGUGUCUCAAAGGUCACAUUCGGGUCCGAAUUACUCUGUCAGGAAAAUGUUCAAAGAUUCCUUCCAGUCGCCAAAGCGACGCAACACUGGGUCACUCUCAGACUCCUUGUGGGACGCACCAGGAAACGAGAUGGACUCACUACCAAACAACGCAUUUACUGAGGGCCAUAUUGCGAAAGAUGGGAACUAUGUAAAUAUUCCACACUCGGUCCAUGCAGGCGACAUGGACUUGGAAGGUCAAGCUGAAUUCGUCACCCAACCGACUUCUGCAAUUGUGAAAAUACCGCGGGACGAAAGGUCUUGA
Molecule: messenger RNA, 939 nt
Organism: Penicillium odoratum
Lineage: Eukaryota; Fungi; Ascomycota; Eurotiomycetes; Eurotiales; Aspergillaceae
Exons: 3
Coding region: 1-939 (312 amino acids)
Source: RefSeq, a predicted model, not a curated record